Molecule: messenger RNA, 4436 nt
Organism: Quercus robur (English oak)
Lineage: Eukaryota; Viridiplantae; Streptophyta; Magnoliopsida; Fagales; Fagaceae
Product: serine/threonine-protein phosphatase 7 long form homolog
Exons: 15
Coding region: 339-1790 (483 amino acids)
Biological process (GO): meristem development; meristem maintenance
Source: RefSeq, a predicted model, not a curated record
UCGCCGGCACCGUCGCCGUCUCACUCUCAGUCUAGACCCUCUCACUCUCACUCUCAGUCUCUCUCUCUCUCUCACGAGACGUCUCUCUCUCACUCUCACACUCUCUCCGAGCCUGUCGCUCCUUCGCCGGCACCGUCGCCGUCGCUGGCUCUCUCGCUUCCGUCGCCGUCGCUGCCUUUCGCUUCCAUCGCCGUCGCUGCCUUUCGCUUCCGUCGGUCUGUCUCCGCCUCGCAUCUUUCUCCCUCAGUGGUUGGCGAAGUACCUCACAAAAAAGUAAGGACUCUCUCUUUUUUUCUGGGUUUAUUUGGUGCCGUGCGCUCACUGCAAGGCCAUUCUCAAUGUCCCUCAUGGCUUGGCCAGGUUCACUUGCCCUCAGUGCAACGUUGACCUCGCUGUCGAUUUGUCCAAGCUCAAGCAGUUCUAUCAGCCUCGCCAGACUCCGCCUCCGCCUCCCGAGGAAAUCAACGAGUAUGGCUGCUAUUCCUGCUCAGCUCCCUGAUGAGUUUGGUCCUGGGCCCAUUGACGAUUCGGUGUUAAGGUUUAUAAAAACACAUCGAGCGUGCGCUAUUUGGGAAGGCAAGGAUCCAGGGCCACUGACAUGCCGCGGUCGUAAUGACGAGUUCCGAAAACGACGCCGGAUAGUGGUGGAUGAUCGUAUCGUCGACAUUGUGAAGAGAGUUGGAUUAGAGGGGCUGUAUAGGACCCCAGGUAGAGAGAUUGAUCAUAACCUGAUCACGGCCUUCGUUGAGCGAUGGCGGCCUGAAACCCACACCUUCCACCUGCCCCAUGGUGAGACAACGAUCACAUUACAAGAUGUGGAGGUUCUUUUCGGGAUUCCAAUCGAUGGUGAGGCAAUUGUUGGAACAACUGACUUGAAAUGGAAGGAUGAAUGUCGGAGUCUGCUUGGAAUUGCUACUAAUAGCACCACGCUUCAAGGACAAAGGAUCCAAAUUAAGAAGCUACUAGAAAAAAUUGACGAAGGGUUGCCCGAUGAUGCAACAGAGGUGGUUGUGCAUCAAUAUGCACGGUGUUAUAUCCUAGCACUCCUGGGAGACACAAUUUUCGCCGACAAGUCUGGUGAUAGGGUGCAUACGAUGUGGUUGCAGAUGCUGAGGAACCUUCGAAAUCCACCUCAGUACAGUUGGGGGAGCGCUUGCCUUGCAUGGAUGUACAGACAGUUAUGCAGGGCAACCGACAGAGGUGCUAGUCAGAUUGGUGGGGCCUUGUUGCUAGUUCAGUAUUGGGCAUGGGUCAGAUUCCCUUUUUUGUGCCCAAGGAUGGACCUCCCACCAGAUGGUGCAUAUGGCCCACCAUUUGCACCUUCUCCAUUGUCUAUUAAGACUGUGUGGGUUGUGAACACCUUGAAUAGCCCCGCCGAAAUCUGUUUGGUCCGGUACCGUCAGCUUUUAGAUUGUAUGCAUCCAAAGCAGGUGGUGUGGCAACCAUAUGAAGCUGAAUUAGCCCACCUGCCUGCGUUUUGUGUCGCCGGAAGGGAUGUAUGGACAGCGAGGGUACCGCUUGUAUGUUUCUGGCUAGUAGAGAAACAUACACCGGACCGUGUUGUUCGUCAGUUCGGGAUGGUACAAGAACCCCCCCUAUAUGUUGAUACUGACGAAGCCCUUCAUGCCAUAAACCUGAGGGGGAAGAUGGAGGUGAAUUGGAGGGACAGACAUUAUGGCCAUAUCCGAGUAUGGGAUAGUCGAGCACGAUCUCUAUGUCCUGGAGCACAACUAGAGGGUGAUAUGUCGCCUACUCAUCCAUACUUCGAUUGGUACGAUAGGGUGACUUAGAGGUUCGUCGACCACACUUCGGCUUCACUUAUUAUUAUGGUUGCCAGUCACAAGAAGUUGUUGAAACUUUAUACAGUAGGCAGUCAUGAGUACAAGCAUAUUUCAGCUGUACUUAAGACAGUGGAACGCCUUCACCGUAUAACUGCUCGACUUCCGUUGGAAGAUAUCGAUGGGGCAAAUCCAGAAGCGCCAGAAGAUACUGGACGACCAAGCACAAGCUCAACUCAUGCCAGCCAUAGCCAUGGUCAGCGUGCUGCAUCCCAUCAGGUCGUUAGUAGGGCAGAUCUCCCUCCACCCCCACGUGCAUCUCCUGCCCCAGAGUUCCCUCCACCUCCACAUGCAUCUCCUUCCCCAGAGAUCCCUCCACGUACUGCUCAUGCAGUUUCUGACCUAGAGAUCUCUCUACCCACUGCUCAUGCAUCUUUUCACCCCGAGAUCCCUUCACACACCUCACAUACAUUUUUUGAUCCUGCUCAUCUUUCAUUUACUCCACCAUCCUUUGAUCUCGGCCCUGAUUUCAGUCAAACCCCUCCUGUCAUGCACACGCAAUCCCCCUCGUACAGCAUUGGUCAUACAGACCAUGUACCACCCCAUAGUCACUCCAUGUCAUUCAUGCCCACUCCUAGACUGCAUAUAGAUCCCAUGACUACGGGCACUCACAUUUCAUUUGCUACACCAUCCUCCCCCGCAGUUGUUGGGAGUCAAGCAAAACAGCAAGCUGUGCAUGUUGAGAAUGAGCAGGUUGUUGGGUUAUAGUCACCCCCACAAGGUCGACCUAAACGUACAAUAAAAGCACCUCCUUGUGGGACAGGUGGUCACAAAGCAGGACACAACGUUGGCCCCACGCAUCGUGAGGAGCCUCACGAAGGAGAUGCAGUACCCCCUCCCCCACAUACCAGACACUAUACGAGACAGCAUAAGCGUAAAAUGCAUUAGGAUUAGCAUCCCAUAGAGAUUGUUGAUCUUUCAUAUAGUGGAAGUGUGUCAAAAAUUGGUGGAUUAACUUUUGAUGAGCUGGCUAGGGAGACUUUAUCUUUUUGGGUGAAGGCAUUCUCUGAGGAUACAGCUAAAAGACUAGAAAAUUUUGGGUUCAUACAAUUCAGACCAGGAGAAUGUGAGGCCCAAUGCUGAAAACCUCCCUGAGGAUUUGGGUUUGAUUGUGACUUAUUGUUGGAGAGAGGACCCAAACACUCGACCAAACUUCAAGCAAAUUAUACAGAUGCUCUUGCAUUAUCUGUCUACUAUUUCACCACCAGCGCCCACUAUCCCUCCUCGGAUAUAUGCUGAAAAAUAUACUGUUUUUCCGCCAGAAUCUCCUGGUACAAGUUCCUUAAUGGCUGCAAGACAUGACUCAGGGGAAACCCCAACAUCCAAUAUAGAAGACAACUCUGCUCAAGCAAGGGAGAAAGCUGAAAAAGAGGGAUUUGAAGUAAGCAAUCCCAAGACCCAAAAUUUGGUGGCUAACACAAAGGCCCUAGCAGAAAAUGAAGGGGAAGGACUUGCGAAGCACAGUUGCAGAGUUGGUGGAAGUGGGUCCUGAAAAGUUAAAGGAGAUAGUUCAAUUUCAGAAAGAUCAGGUUGAGCUUCAAGUAUUGCUUUCAAUGAAGGGAUGAUAUCCUCCUCCAUUAACUGAGGCAGUGGCUUGGCCGCAGCUUUUGCUGGAGGUUUGGCCUUUGCUGGAGCUUCUUCUUGAGCUGUCUUCACCUCCUUUGUUUCGGCAGCCACUGGAGAUUAUAAGGAAGGAUAUUAUAUUGGAGUGGAAGUAGUUGAAGGUGACCCAGAAGCAGAAAAACCAUUUUAUGGUCCAGGCUGAGAUUCAUUGCGGACAGGCUGAGAUCUGGAGGCAGAUUACUGCUGCUGGAGACACUUGUACUGAAGUGACAGAUUGUAUAAGUCAAGUUUUAGGACUUCAUAUUCUGGGUUGGUUGGGCCGGCUUGCUUUCCCUCCUCCUCGAUGUUUAUUAGUUCUUCCACCUCGGCCUCUCUCUUGUGGUGUUUUCCCUAAUUUUGAUUCCAUAUUUGUUCCUCGAGAUAAAGAUGUGUCUAAUUGUGAAGGCUCUGCUGACCUGCAUCAUAGCCCUUCAAUUGUUGAAUUUGAUGAGACGUCAUCACAAAUAUCUUGUCGUGACGCUCAGUCUUCAAGUGAAUUGUCAAUCCCCAAGAGUCCUCCUGCUUUGCUAAAAGGUAGCGUAACAACUUUAAACGUGGAUGUGCUUGAGUAGACAGUGUUGCCUCUUCAAAAUCAGCUUCUUACCCAUCUUGAAUCAAUGAAUCCGCUUCAACACGAGUCCAUGACACAGGUGGUGGAAGGGGAGAGUUGAUGGAGCGGUACCAUAGUGAGAAAGUAAGGUAUAUAAGCAAAGUGGCUACUAUAAGCAACAAUAGUGUAGCUGUGUAGCAUCUAUCCAUUUUGGCUAUAUAAUUUGAUUGUUUUUUAUAUGUAAUUUGUCACUUUGUUCCAUCCUUGGAUAAAUGGAUUGGAUUUAGCUAGAUCUUAUGUAUGAUCGUAUAGCCUCUUCAUAAUCAGUAUGUUGGUUUGCGUAAUGCUUUGUAUGUGAAUUGCAUAGCUUGUACAAGGAUUUUUCUAUGUACAGCUUUUAAAUUAUGUUGAGAUUUACCGAAAUGAUACUAAUUUGAUAAAUAAAA